Molecule: messenger RNA, 2187 nt
Organism: Fusarium venenatum
Lineage: Eukaryota; Fungi; Ascomycota; Sordariomycetes; Hypocreales; Nectriaceae
Product: heterokaryon incompatibility protein-domain-containing protein
Source: RefSeq, a predicted model, not a curated record
AUGCGACUACUCAACGCUCAUACUAUUCGGCUUGAGAGCUUCAACGGUGCUGAAUCCGAUAUCCCUCACUAUGUCAUCCUGUCGCACACAUGGGGGGACGAUGAAAUUAUAUUUCAAGAUAUAACGCAGCAGCCACUCGAGAGCCUCCAAUGCCGUGAAGCUUUCUACAAGGUUCAAGAAUGUUGUGCACAGGCUCGAAGGAAUGGUUAUGGCUAUGUCUGGAUCGACACAUGUUGCAUCGACAAGACCAGCAGCGCAGAAUUAUCUGAGGCCAUCAACUCCAUGUUCAAAUGGUAUCAGCAGGCUUCUCUAUGGUACGUCUUCUUGAGUGAUUUCAGUACCAUCCUCUCGUAUGACUCUGCCAGAACAUCUGCCGGGAGAGUCGUUCGUCUCCGAUCAGCGGAUACUUCAUUCUUCUCUAGCCGCUGGUUCACAAGAGGAUGGACAUUACAGGAGUUGAUUGCUCCGCGCCGUGUCACUUUUUUCGAUAAAGAUUGGAUCAACUUUGGCUCCAGGGAUGACGAGCUUCUCGGCCGUCUUUGCCAUAAAACAGGUAUCUGGCCUCAGCUAUUUGACGAGCCUCGAUGCUACUGUCUCGAACCUUAUCAUGCGGUCCGCGAUGGUGUCUGUGUACGUUGCACAGCACUUGAUACACUUCCCCAAACUCUUGACUCAUUUGCAGUGUCUCUCAAGAUGAGUUGGGCUUCAUCGCGUAUCACAACGCGCAAGGAAGACUCCGCUUAUUGCCUUCUUGGCCUGUUCAACUUAAACAUGCCCAUGCUUUAUGGGGAAGGAAAUAAGGCCUUCUUGCGACUCCAAGAAGCCAUAGUCCGGCAGUCGAAGGAUCAGUCCAUUCUCCUGUGGCGCGGCGGCUUCGACCACGCGCCGUUCGGUCAUGUUUUCGGAUGCCUAGCACCUUCACCUUCCGUCUUCAGCGAACCUAUUCAUAUUCUUGGUCGUCGAGUCUUCAAGAGGACGAGCAGGGCCUUUGAAGUCGGCUUUAUGGGCUCUAUUACUCCGAUAGAGUUGACUGAUACUGCUAUACAAAUGGAUUUGUGGAUCUGCCCUUGUACCGUGAGCAUUUACGAUCCAGAAACAAACGAAUGGUUCGACCGGAAGCUCUCUUUAGGUAUACUAGAUCUUGCUUACGAUGAUGACUACCUCGUUCGACCGGCACUGCUGCUUGAACACCUAGGUACUAUCAAAUUGUAUCGACGCGUAUAUCAUAGAUUUGUUGUUCCUGUUGACCCCAGGCAGGUUUACAGUAGUCUUGAGAUAUCAGUCGACCAGGCCUGGUCGAGCGCAUCCGCGGACGGGGAUGUUCUGAGAUGUCCUCCUGUACUGAAGGCCAGGCGGUAUCUCAACCAGGCUACCCAGAAGAAUGUCAGUGUUCUGCGCCAUCAAAGCCCCAGCAACGUUGUGAGCAUGAAUCCUUCGUAUGACCUGGGCUCAAAGACUGGGCCAGUGUACCUUGUUUCUAAGAUGAUGAGGCUGCGAUAUACUUCGGAUAGGAAGCGCAAUUUCAGCUACGCUAUGAACAAUUUUGGUGGUCACCCUCCCUUGAGUAGGUACGAUACCCGUGCAACCCAGAUCCCUUCUCCAUGGGUCUUUGUGAAGUGUCAGCAUGCAGGAGUUGAUCGACACUUUGGUGGCAUUCACUUUGUCAGCUUCUUGAUAGAUAGUCUCUCCAAUAGCGAUCAAUCUCAGGAUAAGGAUGCCACUGUCGGACAUGUGGUAAUAAUAUGGGGCAUGCAUCGCCAGGUAAAUGCAGACGGCAGAGGCUACACACCUUGGAGCCCGUGGUGCCGGGCCUUCAACAUGCUCGCCUUUACUGAGUAUGCUCGCACUUCAACAGACGACAUGAGGUCACUUGAGAUGUACCAUGGGAGUGCCACUCUCCACCCAUCCGAAAUACAAGUUCAACUGGACGGUCAGCGGCGCCGGCUGUGUUCAUCGAACUGGCAGCACCUGUGUAUCUCACAGGACUCUGAACACAAGGCCCUAUUCCCGAGCUCCUGUGAAGAUGGUUGGGAAGAAGACCAAAUUCAUAACAUUGCGAAUGAUCCAGUGAUGAAUACUCACCUGGCGAUCAGGAUAGUGGUGACUGAAGGGUUAGGUCGAACGCUGUACGAGGUUCAGUUUGAUAUCGAUCAAACGCCAAAAGGACCACAGUCGCAUGAUGCAUAG